GUGUGUUCCCGGGAGUUUGUUUAUAUGAAUUUUGGGGCUUUAGGGUUUAAGCACAAAACACCUAAACUCUCUCUUCUUCCUCUCAUUCGUCAGUCCAAUCCUUCCAAAUUUUUCCUCAACAAUGGUGAAAACUCGCAAUUCUCGAUCUAACAAAGUCAAUAAAGCGGUUGCAAAAUUCCAAGAGCAAUUACGAGAGAGAGUAAUGGCAGCAUUUAAACGAUAUUCGCCGAAAAAGCCAAAGGCUCCAUCAACCUCCACCGCGGCUGCUCCUCGCCAGAAUUCUCAGUCCACCAAUGAAGCCAACCCAGUCCCUCUCGCCAUUAUUCGUCAGUCAGCGAUUGUUCUGUAUGUUACUCCGUCAGAGUCCGGCCACCGUGAAGAAGUUUUCUCCACUCCUCGGGGUUUUCCAAUAUCUGAUGAUUCCACCGCCACUGCUCCGGUGUCUCUGCCACCAGCAGCCUCUCCUGCCAAUGCUGGUGCAUCUCAACCAUCUCCUAGUCAUCCGCCUUGGUCACCCCCAAACUUGAUGAAGUUUCCUGUCAGACCAGGUUUUCCUUCUUGGAACUCUCGAUUCCCAAUUUAUCCAGAAAGGAUGAAACAAAAGUCCCCAACUCGAAUUGAAACUGAAAUUCGGGCUGAGUCUAAAAAGCAGAAGAUGAAGAGGUAUGCCUCCUCAAGUGAUAAUUGCUUCCAUCCAACAACUGGUCCUGGUGCUUCUAAUGAGGCUGCUGAGGUCGAACAAUCUCACGCCUCUACUGGACCAUUGCCAAAGAGGAAGAAGCAGAAGAAAACCACUGCUCCAGUCAGUUCAAGCAGGGUUACUAGGUCUAAGACCAAACCUCAGGCAAAAGCUUCAGAGACCUUCAAAAGAGAGAAAGCGAAGGAAGCCUUUGGUCUAAAUUCUGGAGGAUGUUACUUCUCAUGUCUCAACUAGUGUCACAUCCAGUUCCUCUCAAUCUGUUGCUGCUGUUCAAAAAGCUCGUAUCAUUCAGUACUUGCAGAAGGAAUUACAGGAUCUUGCUACUUGUGAAAAGAGACUUUUACAGGAGCUCAAAGAAAUUGAUUAGCGCAAGAAUGAGGCUGCGGCGCUGC
This is a messenger RNA of Morus notabilis, 1092 nucleotides long. RefSeq lists its product as uncharacterized. The coding region runs from base 122 to 934 and encodes 270 amino acids. NCBI's taxonomy places the organism in Eukaryota, Viridiplantae, Streptophyta, Magnoliopsida, Rosales, Moraceae. The record is from RefSeq and is a predicted model, not a curated record. The transcript has 2 exons.